This is a messenger RNA of Paramecium sonneborni, 879 nucleotides long. NCBI's taxonomy places the organism in Eukaryota, Ciliophora, Oligohymenophorea, Peniculida, Parameciidae. The record is from the annotation of a GenBank genome assembly.
AUGUUAGAAAUUCCUUUUAAGAAUCUCACUUAUUUUGAAAAUGAAUUCAAAAAUGCUUUAAAAGAAAUUUAAUCUUCAAAUACAACUCUCGAAACAUAAGCUGAUAUUAAAAAUACAUUAAAUUCUGUAUUCAUUUAAGGUUCAACUUUUGAACUUAUUUAAAAGGGUGUUAAACCAAAAAUCUUUGCUUAAUUCCAGUAGAAAUAAGUUGAUUAAAUUAUUUACAAAAGGUUCUUGAAUCUACAAUAGCCUUAUGAGUUAAAUAGUGACUUAAUUUAUUAUGGUUAAUAUUAUAAUGAGAAAGCUCAUGGUUUUGGUAAACUAGUUUCUAAAAAAUCCUCUAUUUUAUUUGAAGGUCAUUUUGUCUUUGGGCAGAUCCAUGGUUAUGGAAGAUUAAUUUUAAGUAGAGGAGAUAUUUUUGAAGGAAAAUGGUUUUUUAAUAAAAUUUUAUAUGGAACAUAUUAUAACGAGUUUUUAAAACCUAUAAUUUCAAUCAAAGAACAUUAUUUAGAUUUUCCUUAAGUUAGGACUCAAUAGAACUAUAAUGGAAAUCUUAUCAAUAACCGAAGAGAAGGGUUUGGAAGAUAUUAAUGGGACGACGGAACUUAUUAUAUAGGAGAUUUUGUUGAUAAUGAAAUGAGUGGAUUUGGUAAAAUGAUAUAUAAGGAUGGAAGAAAAUAUUUUGGAUAUUGGAAGAAUAGUUAGAUGGAUGGUUAUGGAUAAUUCGAAUGGCCUAAUGGGUAGACUUAUAUUGGUUCUUAUAGUAAAGAUAAAAAAAAUGGAUUUGGUAUGAUGAUAUUAAAUGGAAGAGUCUAAAUCAGAAAAUUUGAAAAUGGUAAACUUAUUUCAAAAAACAAAGUUAAUGACAAUUCCUAUUGA